Messenger RNA from Bipolaris victoriae FI3, 918 nucleotides. RefSeq lists its product as hypothetical. The record is from RefSeq and is a predicted model, not a curated record. Bases 1 to 918 code for a protein of 305 amino acids. The transcript is spliced from 2 exons. Lineage: Eukaryota; Fungi; Ascomycota; Dothideomycetes; Pleosporales; Pleosporaceae.
AUGGCGACAACUGAGAGCCAAAACAAACAGUCGGACGUCUCCAGUGACAACAGCAAUAAGCCCACGCCAGCUCAAAUUGAGGCAAGAACUAUCCUUAACCACGUCCUUACUCAGCUCCAAUCCCACCCCCACUACACCACCACCUACAGCCCUUGGAUCCAGCGCAACGGCCACACCCAGCUCCUCAACUUUUGCCAACCGCUAGUCCUGCCACAAACCUGGAACUUCCUCUCCAACCGCUGGUCUCUAGAUGCCUUAAAACCGCUAUCAGGGGACCUGCGCUACUCGGGCCGCGCCAUCUACCUCGACGGCAUCCUAGGCCUCGACAAGCGGCUGCGCAUCUACGUUGGGCAGAGCCACAAUCUGCGGGCUCGCGUGGCACAGCAUCUGAACUUCAGGUACAGGAGAGACCAUAGCUCGCUGCACUACUUUGCGCUGCAGGAGAGCGUGUACAAUGUACUCGGUGCUAUCGUUAUUUUACCUGGUGUGAAUACUGGGCCGGGUACGGAUGACAUGCCGUUGCUGAUGAAUGUGCUCGAGUUGUGGAUGUGUCUUGUUUUUCGGUCGUUGCCAAUGCAGGUGCUUGAGGAGUGGCUGCCGGAUGAUGGGUCGGUGGAGAGGAAGAGGAAAGUAGGGAAAGAGGGGGUAGUGAGCGGACUCAAUGUUGCGUGUCCGCUUGAUCAGGGGAGGAAUGAUAGGAUGUUUGUGGAUUUGAGUGACGACGAGGAUCCGCUUGUUAAAGCGUAUUUGAAAGAGGUUAGGAGGAAGAAGAAAGAAAAGGAGGAAGAUGAGAUUGUCAGAAGAAAAGAAGUGUAUGUAGAGAAGGCGACGGGGUACAAGGGAGGAGAUGGAGACAUACGUGUUCCGCAAUGGGUCUUCUACGGUGUACUGGCAGGGGUUCUGGGACUCAUGAGAUGA